Messenger RNA from Chara braunii, 5581 nucleotides. NCBI's taxonomy places the organism in Eukaryota, Viridiplantae, Streptophyta, Charophyceae, Charales, Characeae. The record is from the annotation of a GenBank genome assembly.
UGGAACGAAUGAGAGAAUAGCAGAAUGGGACAUGUGGAACGAAUGACAGAGAAGCAGAUUGGGACACGGAAACCGUGUGGCCCACUGUCUUCGACAUGCGUUCCCGCUGUCCCCACCGCUUGCGACACGCGGCACGAAAUGAUGAUAAUGAUAAUGAUGGUGAUGACGACAUUGAUGUUGAUGUUGAUGUUGUUGACGAUGUUCAUCAUGAUGACGAUGUUGGUGAUGAUGACGGUGGUGAUGUUGAUCAGGACAACGAUGGUGCUGAUGAUGAUGGCGAACAUCAUCAACAUCAUCAGCGGCAUUGUCGCCGUCAUAAAAAGCACCACCAUCGUCGCCUUCGUCAUCGUCGUCAUCAUCAACAACAUCAUCAUCAUCGUUAUCAUCGUCGUCAUCAUUUUCGUUAUCAUCAUCAGCAUUAUCAUCAUCAUCAUCAUCGUCGUCGUCAGCAUCUGCGUCAUCAUCAUCAACAUCAUCGUCGUCAUCGUCGUCAUCAACACGACGAUGAUGACGAUGAUGUCGAUGAUGAUGAUGAUGACGAAGAUGAUGACGACGACGAUGAUGAUGAUGAUGAUGAUGAUGAUGAUGAUGAUGAUGACGAAGAUGAUGACGACGGUGAUAACGAUGAUGAUUAUGCUGUUGAUGAUGACGACGAUGACGAAGGCGAUGAUGGUGGUGAUUUUUAUGACGGCGAUGAUGCCGCUGAUGAUGUUGGUGAUGUUGAUGACGUUGACAAUGUUGAUGAUGAUGUUGUUGAUGAUGAUGAUGAUGUUGAUGAUGAUGAUGAUGAUGAUGAUGAUGAGGUUGACAAUGAUGAUGAGGUUGAUGAUGAUGAUGAUGAUGAUGAUGAUGAUGACGACGAUAAUGAUGGUGGUGAUGAUGGUGGUGAUGAUGAUGGCGAUGAUGAUGAUGAUGACGAUGAUGUUGGUGGUGAUGAUGAUGGUGAUGACGAUGGUGAUGACGAUGGCGAUGAUGAUGAUGAUGAUGAUGGCAAGCAAGAAUCAUGGGGCCCCUCGAUGUCUUCUUCAAAGGGCGAGGUAGAGGCAACGGGGACCUCCGGGAAGACAUCUGGAAAAGAUUCCACGAGGAGGUCGUUUACUGCCGAGAAAGGGUGGUCGAACCAUUCAAAGUCGAAAUGGUUCAUCGACUGGUGUUGUGGAGACGCUUCCAACCCCACUGCGCAACCAUGUGGUCCUGUCAUCUUCGUCGAUGACGGCAAAAGGCGUCGAGUGCUUGGGGCCGUCUUGGGGUGGGAGGACGCGAAGGGGGGCCGGCGACAUUUCAGUAUGGAAAAGGUUUAUGGCUCCAAAGGCAACGUCGUUGCCAAUUCGAAAGGGGUGUUGUUGGACCUCGAAUUGUGUGAGGGGUUCGGAGCGGGUGCUGUGGACACCCCGUCCUACAGAGAACUCGUUCUCGUGGGUGGUUUUGUUUUGGCACGUGAGUUUUUCGACAAGCUGGAGGACAAGAACAUCGUUCUCGACGUCCCCUGCGACGUCAGCCCCUCCCUGGAGCUCUCGUCGCCAUUCAGGCCGUGUGGCGGUUGUGAGUCAAGCGGGGUGGCGGCGGAGGGCGAUGAUCUGGGUUCUGGUCCGGCUACUCAGCUGCACCGUGGCGAGAGCCGGGGACAGUUCGACGACAGCGAGGACGAGGGGCCUGCAGCGCCGUUGAGGGACAAGCGGCGGUCGGUGUUGUCUAUUCCAGGGGUCGACAUUGGAGAUCCGGUUCGACGGGAGAGUGCGGAACCUACAGAAAAGGUGUCAGCCUCUUCGGAGGUCGACUUGGAGGCGAGCGAGGGCCAGAGUGUGGAUGAGGUGACCGCGGGCGGUCUGGGCACGCAAGGCACUCCGCAAAAGAGGCCUCCAAUCGUCGUCGACGCCGGGUACUUCCUCGAGUACAAAGACGACGUUCGGACAAAGAGGGAGUUCGAGGUUAGCCCUGCGCAGGUCGUUGACCUCGGAGAGUGGGAGGACCUGUACAACCAGCGGUCCCUGGAUCCCAUGCUCGUGGAAGGGAUCAAAGAAGCGAUGCGGUUGGCGUUCGAAAACAAAGCGCAGUCUUACGAUUUGCCUACCCUGAAGCUGGCACCGCUGGGGCUUGAUAAGCCAACUUCGGGGACCAAGGCAGAACGUCUGAGGCCGGAGGAAUGGAGGAAUGAGCUGGCGGGGCAAUACUACUACUACGCGGUGUGUGGGCAGCACAACGUGGCUGCAGCGAGGUUGCUGCUCGGCAGUGAGGUGGCCAGGAAAUAUAAUUUCGAGCGGUGGCCUGCACGAAUGUUCUACUUUUCGGACGACGACUUCGAAGGGUACUUCCUUGUCAAUCAGAAGGGCGACGACGCCAUCAGGAAGCAAGGCGCUGCCCUACGUUCCUAUUUCCCGCUGGCGAUGGCAGGGGAGAACGUAUGGAAACUGGCCGUUGACUUUUUUGAUAAAUGGGAGACUGGUAGAUUGCUCGGCCACGAUGGCGCAAAGUGGAUCAUGUGGAAGAUGAAGGUAAAAAAUGUGAAGCCCGGGGUUGCCUACGUCGAGAAAGACGAGACGGGCAGGAAAGAGGUCGUGUACAACAACCCUGUGGACCCGCCGACAAAGAAAGGCAAAAAGGAGAAAGAGGAGAGCGACUGGUUCGUGCAAGUGCCUGAGCCAGACGCACAUUGUUGGAAAUCGAUGGAGUCGCUGACCGACAACGAGAAGUGCUGCGUGCUGAAGAGGGUUCUCGCUUGCGAGGUGGUUUGGGUCCAGGCCGGCUCUGCGGCGUUAGCGAAGCUCGGGAAGCUGAGCGUCCAGGACAUGGUUCAUUUGGUGAAGUGUGACCGGUUGCUGGUGCGUCUAUGGAACUACUACCAGUUCCAGCACGAGAAGAGGUCGGACGCGGAUUGGAGCCAGAGGUGCCCGUUCCUGAAAACAAGGUCCGCAAUUUUCAAACAGUUUGAGAGUCGUGGUUUGGAUGCAGAGUUGUGGGACGGGAGCACGAAAUACGUCGCUGACUCCUCGUUGUUCAAGGACUGCCCGCCUUACAUGGGCUGCGACGACGACCAAUCAAUCGAGGCAACGGAGAAGUUGGCCGGUCACAAGAAGCUGUCCGUCAACUGGAGGAAUAAGGUCCUGUCCGUUUUGACUGGCAAUAGACUGAACAGUCGCGAGAUCGUGGUUGCCGAAGGAAUUGUGCACAUAAAAGGGAAAGACACAGGUGACGUGACAUCCAUCGCGCCAUUUGGCAACGAUCCCUUGGAGACAGACAUAAGGUGUGCGGAGGUGAAGGAGGCGGUAGUUGCCACAAAGAGUCACACGUUCGUCCUCGAUCUCUGCGAACCGGUGGACUUGAAGCUGUGGAAACCGCAAGCAUUCGACACUCUGGAUUCCCAACUUCAGACGUGGUGCGACGAUUUGCGCGCUAACACGUCCGUCGUCUACGAGGGGAAAUUGUUGCCUGCCGCCGCUGCUGCAGUGCGGCUGCCGCAGAAGGUUAUGCAAACGGAUGUGUCCGACAUCCCGUUCAACCCUUGCGAUUGGUCGCAUGUCUCGCCUACGCGUCAGGGCAGUGUGUACGGGGACAUGGAACGCAACCCCGCGCAAUUCGUUAAUCUUCUCGAGUCCGUCACCAAGAAGGGGGAGGGUGUAUGCUUCCUCGGGAAGCCACACCUGCGAUCCGUGUGGGAACUGGUGAAGGCAGGACGGCACGUCAUCGCAAUGGAAGGGAAAUCCGAGCUCUUGCAAUUUACAAUUGAUCUCGUCAAGAGCGAAGUCAAUUCGGGUGCCCACAUUUGCGAGUUCAUGAUCAUCAACGAGUCUCGCCCUCGCGCGUGGAACAGCAAGACGGACAUGUGGUUCAAGUUGAGUGCGAGGAAGCGAAACAAGAUAUACGACUUCUUGUUCCUGCAAACGCAGCCCAAGAGAGACACUGACGCCGAGUACGUGCGCCGCAAGGAUCACAUGUUCACGCUGCUCGACCACUACCACGACGCCUCCCGCAUGAACGCAAAGACCUUCCUCGAGAGGUUGCAGUCCCUGUACUUCGUGGAGUCGGAGGAGUUGACGUUCAGCAGUUACUCCUCCUUGAUCUCCACGGAAGACGAGGAGACCACCGGCAUCAAGUUAGACGCGACCGCGAACGAGGAGGGCAGCGACACCGAAAGCCUCGACCUGUAGGUCCCGGGGACCGGACGGUGGGGAGAACGAGGGCGACGAGGCUGGUGGCGGCAAAGGAGUCCCGCCUGGUUCGGAGGCGGGUCUCAGGGCGACACCACGACAGCGGAAGGCAGUGGCGAGGUGGCGGGGGAGGCCUUCGGGCGUCAGCAGUCUACACAGUCAGCGAACGUGCCCACUUCAUCCGCCGGCUCGGUGAUGGCGGCCUUGGUUGCUCUCCAUGCCGGCUCGGUCGAAACGUUCAAGUCCGCCAGGAUCCGAACUUCAAUGCUUGCAGAGCGGACGAAGAGGACGGACGCGCAGAGCUUGUCAGUAGUGGGGGUGGCGAGUCGUGAUCCCAAAAUGGACAGCGGUGCGGUGAGGGACGGGACUGCGCCGCCUGCGGGGGACCGCCAACCGCUUCGGUCGGAGCGAGAGGGUAGGCCCGACGACAGGGAGACGGCGAAGUUCGCCGGGAUCCGAACUUCUUCAGGCAAGAGGGGCCAACCAGGGAUUGUCGUGCCGGCGGGAGGGGCUGCGUGCGGCGAGCGGGAAGGGCAUUCGUCGAAAUUCGACACGGGUUCGGGCCAAGUGGCUGGAUUGCAUGCACGAGAAGAAGGCAAGGUGAUGAACAAAGAGAAGGAAGGGGAGGAAAGAGAUACAGGGGAGGAAUUGGAGGAAGGAGGGGAUGAAGGGGAGGAAGAAGAGGAGGAACGGGAGGAAGGAGAGGAAGGGGAAGAAACGGAGUUGGUUGGAUUGCUAGGAGGGAAUGACGGGGAAAAAGGUGAACUCGAUACUGGAGACGACGAACGGACGUUCGGCGACGACGAUGACAGAUCUGGAGAGUCGUCUGACGGAUUCGGACAGCUGUACGGAGAACAUCACGAGGAAGACGACGACGACGAUGACACGGCACUGGGUAUGGAGACACAGGUGGUCACAAGCCUUUCGGCAGAACGUGAUGACUAUGAGGUCGAAGCAAUGACGUUUGUCGUCGAUCUCCAACAACGGUUCAACAACGCUAGUGUUGCGGUCAGCCUGAAUAAACCGAGUGUGCGUAUUGACAUCGAAGAAGUUAUCGACGGCAUCCUGGGCGACCACCACAUGUCCACGCAGCCGUCCUCUACGCCUAGUGUCGACGACCCUCUCGACGUCAAACCUUCCGGGGGAUCUGUCGUGGCUUUGUCGCCGGCGAACUCUCCGAUGCUGCCGCCGACCAUCGCCAGCGGAGGAGAAGGCGAGAUCGGGGGACGACAAGACGUCACCUCCCCGAAAAAAACUGUCGCCGGCACUCGAGCUCUCGACGUGCUGGCCUUGCCCGCGCCAACUUCGCCGAUUAAGGAGCGGAGAGACAAACCAGCUGGUAAGCAGUGACAAACGCCACUCUGUCUGUGUGCCAGUGACCGCAGUGUCUGUCGAUGCGGGGAGUUCCUGAUGUCGGCAUGCUACAGCCACCACUC